AUGAAGUGGUAUUCUCAUCUUUUGCUGAGACGGCUUUCGGCCGGUAAGUGUGGAUAUUCACCUAGUCUUCGUCAAAGUUUCCUCCGCCAUGCUUUGCUUCCGAUGCUCAGGGCAGAUCCGAAUUGGGCUUUGUCGAUUUGUUGUAAGGCGACCGCCACAUUACCCAUCGGGCUCGGCGGGGAGAUAGACGACGGGGAAGAAACCCACCCCGAUUUUCAGCCUCGGGCAGUGAUAAGCAGCAUCGGCAAGGAGGAAAUCGAGAUGAUUAAAAAGGACGUCGAAGACACAAUCAAGGAGGAUGACAUAGUUGUAUUCAUUAAAGGCGUCCCAGAGGCGCCUGUGUGUUCGUUUUCAAAGCGCAUGAUUGACGUCCUAGAGGCGUUAGGUGUAGAGUACACUUCGUUUGAUGUACUAGUACAUCCUGUCUUACGUUCUUAUGUGAAAGAGAUAAGCGAGUGGCCGACCAUCCCGCAAUUGUUUAUUAAGGGCGAGUUUGCUGGUGGAGUUGAUAUUAUUAUAAAAAUGGCCGAACAGGGUGAUUUGCAAAUGCUACUCGACGAAAAGGGCAUUAAACAUAGGAACCAGAUCAAAUAA
Molecule: messenger RNA, 594 nt
Organism: Phytomonas sp. Hart1
Lineage: Eukaryota; Euglenozoa; Kinetoplastea; Trypanosomatida; Trypanosomatidae
Source: the annotation of a GenBank genome assembly